Molecule: messenger RNA, 1701 nt
Organism: Lolium perenne
Lineage: Eukaryota; Viridiplantae; Streptophyta; Magnoliopsida; Poales; Poaceae
Product: transcription factor bHLH94
Biological process (GO): regulation of transcription by RNA polymerase II
Molecular function (GO): RNA polymerase II cis-regulatory region sequence-specific DNA binding; protein dimerization activity; DNA-binding transcription factor activity, RNA polymerase II-specific
Source: RefSeq, a predicted model, not a curated record
AGAGGAGAGAAAGCUAGCAAGGCCAUCUCUUCUCCCAUCACGUGUAGAUCGAUCAGGCUUCCCCACCACAAAGAUUUCACCGCAGUGUCAAGAUAAAGGGAGCUUUUGGUGCCGAUCCCUUGGAGCUAGCUAGUGGUGACGGAGAUCGAUCCAUCCAUCUAUCUAUCCUUCCACCUAUACACCUGCCACAUCCACAGCCCACAAUCUGCUGAUCUGCGCCGCUGUUGUCUGCUGCGACUCAUCGAGCCCAUCGCCCGGCACACACACGGAGCUAGCUUCUUCCUCGCCCCACUCCGCGCGCUGCCCGCAACGAUUACUUUUACACCGUCCCGUGCUUGCCAUAGCUUCCCCCAUGUCUCCCUAGAAACGCCCACACAUUUCUCCAACGUACGCGGGAGCAGAGCACAAGCUCCGUCGGUCGAUCGACAUGACGUUGGACGCCAUGUGCGCGGCCACCGACGUCCUCGUCUACAACACCUUCAACGCUGCCGCCGCCAGCAGCUUCCACUUCGGCAAUGCCGGCGGCGCGAGCACGGAGGGCGCCGCCAGCUGGAUGGCUGGGUCUGCGAUGGUGGCGCCGCCGGUGUCCGUGGCAAUGCCGGCGCAAGAAGAGGGGGAGAAGGUGCAGGCGGGGAGGAGGAAGCGCCGGCGGCGGGCGAUGGUCUGCAGGAACCGCGAGGACGCCGAGAGCCAGCGGAUGACGCACAUCGCCGUCGAGCGCAACCGCCGCCGCCAGAUGAACGACUACCUCGCCGAGCUCCGGUCCCUCAUGCCGGAGUCCUACGCCCACCGGGGCGACCAGGCAUCCAUUGUCGGCGGCGCCAUCGAUUUCGUCAAGGAGCUCGAGCAGCUGCUGCAAUCCCUCGAGGCGCAGAAGUGCACUCUGCUAGCGCAGAAACAACAGCAGCAGCAGCAGCAGCAGCUGCUCGUUCCUGACCCAAUGCCAGCACCGAGCAACGCCGUCAUGGCAGCCGCGGCGACGACGAGCAGCGGCAGCGGCGCGGGCGAGGAGACACCGGCGCCGGCGGCAACGCACGACACGACAGGCACGCCGUUCGCGGGGUUCUUCACGUACCCGCAGUACGUGUGGCGCCUUCCGGCGCGGGACGGCGCGGACGACAACCGCGCCGGGUUGGCGGACGUCGAGGUGACCCUGGUGGAGACGCACGCCAGCGUGCGGGUGAUGGCGCCGCGGCUGCCGGGGCAGCUGCUCACGAUGGUCGCCGGGAUGGAGCGGCUGAGGCUCGCCGUCUUGCACCUCAACGUCACCACGCUCGGCUCACUCGCGCUCUACUCCCUCAGUGUCAAGGUGGAGGAAGGGUGCGGCCUGGCGACGGCAGAUGACAUCGCGGCGGCAGUGCACCAGUUGCUCUGCUUCAUCGAUGCCGAGACGACGUCGCGGCGGCUGCUCGAGCUCCACGGUGGCCGGCCGGACCUUCAAAGUUAGCUAGGUACUACUAAGGUGCAUGCCGGCGAGCUUGCCCGUGUUACCGUGUAGCAUUUGUAAAGCGUAAUGCAAACUAUGUCUGUGAGGCUGUAGAGACGGAGUCGGUGGGUUGUGGUCCGUGAUGCAGAGCAAAGAGCCGUGCUUAUGGUAGUGUUAUCUUUGAUAUCCGUUCGCAGGAUGGCAAUGGGUACCCAUGACCCGCGUAUCCAUCGGGUAAAAACCUAAUAGGAAUACGAGUAUGGGAUAAAAUAUUA